Molecule: messenger RNA, 2921 nt
Organism: Setaria italica (foxtail millet)
Lineage: Eukaryota; Viridiplantae; Streptophyta; Magnoliopsida; Poales; Poaceae
Product: methyltransferase-like protein 2
Biological process (GO): base-excision repair
Molecular function (GO): DNA-3-methyladenine glycosylase activity
Source: RefSeq, a predicted model, not a curated record
GGCGGAUGGGUUUGAAGAUUUCGCGGGGGUUGGUUCGCUUCGCUUCUGUGGGCGAUGCGGCGGCGCCGCGUGCCAGUUCACAUUUCCUUCGUCUCUGACUGGUGGGGCCCUCUGAAUAGUUGAACCCCAACCUGCGGCGCGUGCCUCCCUGACCUCCACGCCCGCUCGCUCCCUGCCGGCCGGUGCUGCUUGGCGGCGCCGCUUACCUGAGGUGGAGGGAGGCGGCCCGCGCACUCCCACGGCGGCGCGGCGCUCGGCGCAGGUCCGAAGGAAGGAGCUCAGGUUUAGGGAGGGUAGGGUAAGCCCUCCCAAUCUCUUGCUGCUGCCGCCGCAGAUGGAAAUCUGCGACGAGCUGCGGUCGUUCGAGGCCACCGGCGUCUACCGCCUCGACGGCACCGGCACCAGCACCGGAGCCACCUUCCUCGACCCGGUCCGCCUUCUCAACGGGUCCUACCAGCGCUUCCGCGUCGUCCCUUCUGCGUACUACUCCAGAAGCUUCGAGCCGCCGCGUCAGCUAGGCGACCCAGAGACCGAGCAGCCAGAGAAGCGGAAGAAGCGCAAGCGUAAUCAGAAGCCGAAGCCGAGGGAGCUCAAUGCCAUGGAGCGGAUCGCUGAAGCGCGACACCAGGAAGCGAGGACUUUACUGUUGAGUGCACAUGAAUCACUCAUUAAGGAUAAAUAUCUACUGGAGCACCUUUCCAAGAUGAUCGAGGGCAAGGAGCACACACUUGAUGUGGGAAGUGGUCCUGAGAAUAAUUUCAUCGAGCUUGGGACCUCAUGGCGAGCACCAUUCUAUGAGAUUACUAUUUGCUUUCGGAAACCCCUUGUUCUGGGCAAUGGGGAAGGUUCCUUUCAUGCCCAAAGGACAUCCUUUCCACUAUUUAAUAGCAUAAUCAGUGUUGAAGCGAUUGAUGAGGCGGAAGGAGAGUUCCAGAAUAAGCGUUAUAUUUUACCAAGAGGAAGUUGCUUCUUGAUGUCCGACUUCAAACGUGUUCAAGAUCUCAUUCCUGGUAGUUCAGAUGAAGGGUAUACUAUAGUUGUUGACCCACCUUGGGAGAAUGGAUGUGUUCGUCAGAAAGAAGCGUACCCUACACUUCCCAACAGAUAUUUGCUGUACCUUCCAGUGCAAGAACUUGCCCAUACAGCCGGAGCCCUUCUUGUUUUGUGGAUUACAAAUAGGGAGAAACUGCGGAUGUUUGUUGAGAAAGAAUUACUUCCUUCUUGGGGGGUGAAAGACCCCACUGUGUUUUAUUGGCUGAAGGUGAAACCUGAUGGUUCUCUAAUUGGUGAUCUAGACUUGUUCCAUCACAGGCCUUAUGAGUGCCUCCUUCUUGGCUACAUAAAUGUUAACACAGAUGCUAAGCAAGAAUUAAACUUCAAGUUAUUAGAAGGAAGCCAAGUAAUCAUGAGUGUUCCAGGUGCUCACUCAAGGAAACCUCCCCUUGAGAAAUUACUAUCAGAAUAUAUUCCAGGUCCUAAACCUCCAAGAUGCCUCGAGCUUUUUGCCAGAGAGUUGUUUCCCAGAUGGACCUCUUGGGGAAAUGAGCCACUUCAUUUUCAGGAUUCCGUUUACUUCUCAGAGAAGUAUUCUGUGUUCAUUCGUCCUGUCGUGUUCCUUGCAUACCUACAUUUUGGAAGGUGGUUCCACAAGGACUACAUCUGCAGAACUCUGCAACUGCAAAUGCCGGGCGUCAGAUCAGGAUCCACCUCGCCGGAGCUCCGCCGCGUCCAGACGGUCCUACCCACCGCUUCCUCCAAGGUAGCCAGUGCCAGGGCCAAGCUAGCCGAGAGAGCCAAGUCGCCGGCCAAUUCGAAGGCGAAGGGACCGGAUGAUCAAGAGAGGCGGGGCAAGAGUGGUAGAGGGGAGAAUGACAGGCUUGUCCCGUCUGCGAGGCGUAGGAACUCGCCGCCGCCGCUGCCAGUUGGCCUGGACACGGGGAGGAUGAGGUGUUCCUGGAUCACCACAAACUCGGAUCCCCUCUAUGUUGCAUUCCAUGACGAAGAAUGGGCAGUUCCAGUUCAUGAUGACCGUACGCUCUUCGAGCUGCUCACGCUAUCACAAGCCUUAGCUGAACUCACUUGGCCUGCUAUUUUGAGUAAGAGGGAGGAAUUCAGGGAGAUGUUUGAUGGCUUCAACUCUGCAUCUGUCUCUGAAUUUACAGAGAAGAAGAUAAACCUGAUGAGGUCAAACGGAAGUGUGCUGCUGUCAGAGCAAAAGAUACGAGCUGUUGUAACAAAUGCCAAGCAAAUGCAGAAGGUGGUUAAGGAAUUCGGAUCAUUCAGCAACUAUUGUUGGAGCUUUGUGAACCACAAGCCCAUCACAAACUGCUUCCGGUAUGCUCGCCAAGUACCUACAAAGACGCCGAAAGCUGAAGCCAUAAGCAGGGACUUGAUGCGCCGAGGGUUCCAGUGUGUUGGCCCUACAACGAUCUACUCCUUCAUGCAGGUUACCGGGAUCGUUAACGACCAUUUAUCGUGUUGCUUCAGAUUUAAGGCUUGCAGCCAACACAAGGCCAGUGAAAACAAUGUGAGAGCAGAAUCAACAUUGCCUGAUAGGAAGUUGAGCUCACCAUCUUCAGAGGAUUCAGAUAUCAGGGAGAUGUAGUUAAUCACUGAAGUCAGCUUGAUUUUUUUUAUCUGUGAUAGUCAUGACAGUUUGACAGUGCAUUGGGAUGCUACAGAGCAAGUGGUGUAUAUAGUGUAUAAGAAGAUUAAACGGCUUUCAGGUGUGGCGUGCUUUCUGACAUGUAUCAUAUUGGUAUUGCAGAAUGCACUUUGAUUGGCCUUGAUGUAAAGUGAUUCGUGUUGUUUUCUGAAUGUACGGUGUCUGGUCCUGGUGUCUAUGUACAGACAAUGCGGUAUACAAUGUUCUAGCAGUUCGCCAUUUCAUGGCUCUGUUCUUUUAUUCCCCAACAAAAGAA